Molecule: messenger RNA, 1526 nt
Organism: Sorex fumeus (smoky shrew)
Lineage: Eukaryota; Metazoa; Chordata; Mammalia; Eulipotyphla; Soricidae
Gene: CEACAM1
Product: CEA cell adhesion molecule 1
Exons: 7
Coding region: 63-1526 (487 amino acids)
Biological process (GO): regulation of immune system process; signal transduction
Cellular component (GO): cell surface; plasma membrane
Molecular function (GO): protein tyrosine kinase binding
Source: RefSeq, a predicted model, not a curated record
UGAGUGUCUUCCUGGGUUUCCAGCAAUUCUCCCAGCCGGUGGGAGCCAGCAGCAGUGGACACAUGGAGUCCCCCUCAGCCCCUGCCCACAGAGGGUACGUGCCCUGGAAAGGGCUCCUGCUCGCAGCCGCACUCUUACCUUUCUGGAGCCUGCCCACCAAUGCUUUUUCUGUGGAACUAAUACCGGCCAAUGCUGUGGUAGGGGACAGUGUCAAUAUGCUUGUCCACAAGAUGCCAGAAAAUGUUUUACGCUUAGACUGGUACAAAGAGUCCGUUGAACCAAAGAACAUCAUUGCAACAUUGAAAUCAAACCCAGAAGCUAUUGUUAAUGGGCCUUUAUACAGCAACCGAGAGACCCUGUUCAACAACGGAACCCUGCAAAUCCGGAACCUCACCCGGGAAGACAAGGCCACCUACCUCUUACAAGCCAUUACACUGGGAAGUGACAUUUUACAAGGAAAAGGAGAGCUCGGCGUGUACGAUGUGCACAGCUGCCUCACUGAGCGGAGAGAUGCCAACUCUGACGACGGACACCCCUGGAGGAAUCCGGACAUCACAAGGACCACGUUCUCUGUUCCCCAUACAGUGCUGUUAACCAAACCCACCAUCAACGCUGACAACGAGAGCCCCACGGAGAUGAAGGAAACAGUGAAGAUGCAGUGUGAUCCGGAGACUCCAGACACAACCUACCGGUGGUUCUUCAACUCUAAACCUGUUGUUCUGAGUGAUGGGCUGGAGCUGUCUAUGGAAAAUCGGAUUCUGACUUUAAACCCUACCCUGAGGAAUAACACUGGAGCCUAUGUGUGUGAGAACUGGAACCCUGUGAGCUCCAAGACCAGUGACCCAUUCAACCUGGUUGUUUUCUAUGGCCCAGACCCUCCCGUCAUCUCCCCCUCAAAAACCUUCUACCGUCGAGGGGCAAACCUCAGCCUCUCCUGCUACACAGCCUCCCACCCACCUGCGAAGUUUACCUGGAUUACCAGCAAGCAGGCCGUGGUAUCUGCACAGAACUUCUUCAUACCCACCCUCUCUCCGGAUGACAGCGGUUCCUAUACCUGCCUUGUCAAUAACACUGUCACAUCACUCAGUAAUAACAUGACGCUCGAAAUCAUAGUCUUAGACCCAGUGACAUCAGCCAACAUCAAAGCCUCCAACACCACAGUGCAAGAAGGUGAUAACUCUGUGACCCUGCUGUGCCUCACCAAUGACACUGAGAUCUCCAUCCAGUGGCUCCUCAAUAACCAGACUCUGCAGCCCUCAGACACAAAGGUGCUGUCUCAAGACAACAGGACCCUCAUCCUCAAGACUGUCUCAGUGUACGAUGCCGGGAACUAUCACUGUGAGGUCUCCAACCCCAUCAGUUCCCUAAAUAGUCCCACCGUGAAGCUGGAGGUGACUCCUAAGCCUACGGGCCUAUCUGCUGCAGCCACUGCCGGCAUUGUGAUUGGAAUCCUGGUCGGGCUAACUAUGAUAGGAGGGGUGCUGUACUUCAUGUAUAACAAAAAGACCGGAAGAUUGCCCCCUUAG